AUGUCUGAAGCAAUAUCCUUCGGUGGCCAAAAUAGUGGCAUGCAGAUAGGGAAAAGCUACGGUCCGGUUACGGCUGAGUUUCAUCUUCCACCGGAUCUCAGUCAAGCAUUACCUAUUGCGCAUGAAGCAGCAUUCGACUCAUGUGUCCAUCAACACAAAGAUAAAUGUCUCGCAGGUACACGAACCGAUAUCAUCAACCAAAUCAAAGAGUGGGCCUCUUCCGAGUCACCACAUGCGAAAUGCAUAUUUUGGUUGAAUGGAAUGGCGGGCACUGGAAAAUCGACUAUCUCUCGAACAAUGGCGGAUUCAUUCAGUCAGGUCGAGUCACUAGGAGCCAGCUUUUCUUUGGGAGAGGUGAAGGGGACCGAGGGAAUUCCAGAAAGCUCUUCCCGACAAUCGCAAUGA
Penicillium malachiteum is the source of this 405-nucleotide messenger RNA. Its product is annotated as NACHT and WD40 domain protein. The transcript is spliced from 2 exons. Lineage: Eukaryota; Fungi; Ascomycota; Eurotiomycetes; Eurotiales; Aspergillaceae. Bases 1 to 405 code for a protein of 134 amino acids. The record is from RefSeq and is a predicted model, not a curated record.